Cyphellophora attinorum is the source of this 909-nucleotide messenger RNA. RefSeq lists its product as uncharacterized. The transcript has a single exon. The record is from RefSeq and is a predicted model, not a curated record. The coding region runs from base 1 to 909 and encodes 302 amino acids. NCBI's taxonomy places the organism in Eukaryota, Fungi, Ascomycota, Eurotiomycetes, Chaetothyriales, Cyphellophoraceae.
AUGGCUUCGGAGGACGUUGAGAUGUCAGACAUUACGGAAACAGUUCUUCAUUACGACUCGUACACGAGCUUUCCGCGAGAUGAGGGCAUGCGAUCACCUCGAACUCCAACAUGGGCUCCAUCGGUCGCUGUGACACCGUUCGACUUCGAUAAGUAUUUUCCGCGGACACCGUUGCCACCAUCGAUGAGGAAGGCGACUAUCCCUCCGCCGCCCGAAGCGCCGCUGCCGUGGAUCUGGCAAUGUCAUCUGUGUCGCAAUCGCUAUCCUUUGGGCGUUACUCGACGAUGCCUGUAUGAUGGACACUACUACUGCUCGGGUGAGACGAAUGUCAAGAAUCUCAAGAAGAAAAAGAAGGGUCAGGCAUGCUCAAGCGAAUUCGACUAUGAAGGCUGGGAUGAGUACGGGGAGUGGAAACGAGAAGCGCUGGCGAUCAUGGGCCAGGCGAAAGUCUUGAAGCGAUGUGACAAAUGCGACUUUCCGAGCAUGUGUCGAACACCACCAGAGCAAUUUCCAGUCAAGAAAGAGAAGAAGUCGCCGCCACCAGUCGCUGUAUUGCCCGUCUCGCCAGCCAAGAAAGCCACAAUCGAGCUUGACUUUCAACUACCGUCAGCAGACGAGCUGGCCGCGUUAGAGAAGGGUGAGAAGGAGGAGCUGCUGUUGGCAGCUGGAGCGAGUCUGGCGAAGGCUGAUCGCAGUGUGGACUUUGCCAAGAUUCUACAGGAGGGCGCAGGCAAGAAGCAGACACUGAAGCAAUCUAAAGUGACGGACAUGUUCAAAGGCAAAACCAAGAAGGACAAGGCAGCAAUAGAGAAGGGCUUGUCGCUCAGUCUGGAGCCCAGCAAGUCGAGGAAAAGCGGCGAGUUUGUGAUGCCAUCCCUGGACAUCUGGGGAAAGGGCAGCAAGAAGUGA